This is a messenger RNA of Pelobates fuscus (common spadefoot toad), 5894 nucleotides long. It is a transcript of the gene PTPRM, whose product is annotated as protein tyrosine phosphatase receptor type M. Gene Ontology annotation, cellular component: membrane. Gene Ontology annotation, biological process: protein dephosphorylation. The record is from RefSeq and is a predicted model, not a curated record. Gene Ontology annotation, molecular function: protein binding; protein tyrosine phosphatase activity. The transcript is spliced from 35 exons. Lineage: Eukaryota; Metazoa; Chordata; Amphibia; Anura; Pelobatidae. The coding region runs from base 366 to 4946 and encodes 1526 amino acids.
CACAUCUUUACAGGGAAACCAACUUUAGUCCGAGUUCCAAAUCCAGAAUCCAGAACGCUGAGAGCGGAGAGUGAGAGAGGCGGCGCGCUGGCACUGCCGGGGAGAGCUGCGGCAGCCCUCACAUUACUAUAUAGAGGGAGCAGGCAGGGAGCCAGUGACACUCCCCUCCACACAGGACUAUUACAGCAAAGUGGCAAAUUGGGACAAGAAUAACUCAAACUUCUCUCCGACCUCAGCAACCAGGGAGACUCAGCUACUUUAUUAUUUGAUUUGUUUUUAAACAGUGCUACUAUUUUUUUUAUUCAAUUCUUGUGACUUCUGAACAUUGCUUAUGUUUGUAUUUUAUUCUGAUUGCUGAAGCUGCCAUGGGGAAAGUAUUUGCAAGUUGCCUUCUGACUUUGGCUGGACUUUUGCCUGCUGUGGCGUUUGAGACGUUUUCAGGUAGCUGUUCCUUUGAUGAACCAUACCAGUCAUGUGGCUAUAGUCAGUCAGAACACAAUGACUUUAACUGGGAGCAAGUGAACACAUUGCUAAAGCCGCCUUCAGAUCCCUGGAUGCCGUCAGGGUCAUUCAUGAUGGUGAAUACUUCGGGAAGAUUUGCUGGGCAAAGAGCAACGCUGCUGUUACCUCAACUAAAAGAGAAUGACACUCACUGUAUUGACUUUCACUAUUUUGUGUCAAGUAAAAGUGGGUCACUUCCUGGGUUCCUGAAUAUUUAUGUCACGGUGAACAAUGGUCCUCUCGGUAGCCCGAUCUGGAAUAUAUCCGGGACUGCAACUGGUACAUGGAAUAGAGCAGAGCUGGCAAUUAGCACCUUCUGGCCAAAUUUUUACCAGGUUUAUUUUGAAGUCAUCACAUCUGAACAGAAUGGAUAUCUGGCCAUUGAUGAAGUUAAGGUUCUAGGACAUCCUUGUCCCAAAACGCCUCACUUUAUAUGGGUAAAAAACGUGGAUGUCAAUGCGGGUCAGUUUGCUUCUUUCGUAUGUAUGGCAAAUGGAAAGGCAAAGACUAGUGAUCAGCUCUGGUUGCAGGGCGCCAAUAGAAGGGAUGCACCGUUAAAGGAAAUAAAAGUGCAUAAUGAUCGUCGAUUUGUGGCCACGUUUAAUGUAGUGAACACAACGAAAAGGGAUGCUGGCAAUUAUCGUUGCAUGAUUCGAACAGAAGGCGGAGUUGGAGUAUCAAACUAUGCUGAAUUAGUUGUCAAAGAACCUCCUGUUCCCAUUGCUCCACCUCAGCUUUCAUCUGUGGGAGCUACGUAUAUGUGGAUACAGCUUAAUGCAAAUUCGAUCAAUGGAGACGGACCCAUCAUUCAGAGAGAGGUUGAGUAUCGUACCACUAGCGGAAGCUGGUAUGACAUUCAACCAGUGGACUCUUCUAGUUAUAAGAUAGGACACCUGGAUCCUGACACAGAAUAUGAAAUAAGUGUCCUGUUAACCAGGCCAGGAGAAGGAGGGACUGGUUCUCCAGGUCCGGCAUUGAGAACAAGGACUAAAUGUGCUGAUCCAAUGCACGGGCCGAGGAAAUUGCAAGUUGUAGAGAUAAAGUCAAGGCAAAUCACGAUCCGAUGGGAACCAUUUGGAUACAAUGUUACAAGGUGUCAUCGCUACAACCUCACUAUUCUCUAUAAAUACCAGGUUGGAGGUCUAGAGCAAGUAAGAGAGGAAGUGAGCUGGGAUGCAGAAAACACACAUCCUCAGCAUACAAUCACAAACCUGUCACCUUUCACCAAUGUCAGUGUAAAACUGGUACUUAUGAAUCCUGAAGGGAGGAAAGAAAGCCAAGAACUCAUUGUACAGACUGAUGAGGAUGUUCCAAGCGCUGUACCUCUAGAAUCAAUCCAGAGCAGUACAUUUGAAGAGAAGAUCUUUCUACAGUGGCGGGAGCCUGCACAGACAUAUGGGAUUAUUACUUUAUAUGAGAUCUCCUACAAGGCAGUCAGCUCGUUCGACCCUGAAAUAGAUUUGUCCAAUCAGAGUGGACGAAUAUUAAAAUCAGGAAAUGAGACACAUUAUCUGUUCUUUGGGUUAUAUCCUGGGACAACGUAUUCUUUCACCAUCAGGGCUAGUACGGCAAAAGGAUUUGGCCCUUCUAUUACAAGCCAGUUUACAACUAAGAUUUCAGCUCCCUCUAUGCCAGCUUAUGAACUUGAAACACCUUUGAAUCAGACUGACAGCACAGUGACAGUCAUACUGAAGCCGGCUCAGAGCAGAGGCGCUCCUGUCAGUGUUUACCAGAUUAUUGUGGAAGAAGAACGUCCUCGAAGGACUAAAAAGACAGCAGAAGCCUUAAAGUGUUAUCCCGUUCCCAUCCAUUUCCAAAACUCAUCAAUACUGAACUCUCAGUACUAUUUCGCUGCAGAAUUUCCUCCGACUGUCCUAUCGUCAGCCCUGCUGUUUACAGUUGGUGAUAAUAAAACAUACAGUGGUUACUGGAACACUCCACUCCUGCCCCACAAAAGCUACAGUGUCUAUUAUCAAGCUGCUAGCAGAGCGAAUGGGGAAACCAAAAUCGACUGUGUGAGGAUAGCCACAAAAGCUGCGAUAAUCGUGACUCAGCUUACAACUCCAUACAUUCGCAUCGCCCCUGCUGCAGGCGACGACCAACUAACAGGAGCUGCAACUCAUAAGCCAGACCCAGAGCCCGAGGAACAAUCAGACCACACAGUGAAAAUUGCUGGAGUCAUUGCAGGGAUACUGCUGUUUGUCAUCAUUUUCCUGGGAGUUGUCUUAGUAAUGAAGAAAAGAAGAAGCUAUAACUCCUACACAUACUACCUGAAACUGGCAAAGAAGCGUAAGGAGACACUGAGCAGCACCCGCCAGGAGAUGACAGUUAUGGUGAAUUCAAUGGAUAGGAGUUACACGGAGCAAGGCACCAACUGCGAUGAGGGUUUCUCAUUCAUGGACAUGCACAAUGUAAAUGGCAGAUCCGUAUCAUCACCUUCAUCCUUCACAAUGAAAACAAACACAUUAAGUACAACUGUACCAAACUCCUACUACCCAGAUCCGUUUGUGCCCACCGCAAUCCUAGAAAAUCUGGAAUACCAGGACCAGAAUGGGAGUUUGAAAACCAGGACUGGACCAGAAUCUCAUGAGGAUAUGGAGUUAGGUUGGAUAUGCUAUGAAAACCAUCCGAACAGUGAAACCAGCAGCUUAGCCCAGUCUCACACAUACAAGAAACGGGAGACAGCUGAUGUCCCAUACCAGACAGGCCAGCUUCAUCCAGCCAUCCGCGUAGCUGACUUACUGCAGCACAUCACACAGAUGAAAUGUGCUGAAGGCUACGGAUUCAAAGAAGAAUACGAAAGCUUCUUUGAAGGACAAACUGCUCCGUGGGAGUCAGCUAAGAAAGAUGAGAAUAGAAUGAAGAAUAGAUAUGGGAAUAUCAUUGCCUAUGACCAUUCCCGAGUGAGACUUCAAGCCAUUGAAGAUGAAGCCAGCUCUGACUAUAUCAAUGGAAAUUAUAUUGACGGCUAUCAUAGACCUAAUCAUUAUAUUGCAACACAAGGACCAAUGCAAGAAACCGUAUAUGACUUCUGGAGAAUGGUUUGGCAUGAAAACACAGCCAGUAUAGUCAUGGUAACCAACCUAGUAGAAGUGGGAAGGGUGAAGUGCUGCAAAUACUGGCCAGACGACACAGAGAUCUAUAAAGAUAUUAAAGUCACACUAAUUGAAACAGAGCUUCUCGCUGAAUAUGUCAUCAGAACAUUUGCAGUGGAAAAGAGAGGUAUUCAUGAAAUCCGUGAAAUUCGCCAGUUCCACUUCACAGGAUGGCCAGACCACGGAGUUCCGUACCAUGCCACAGGACUCCUGGGAUUUGUACGACAAGUUAAAUCAAAGAGCCCGUCCAAUGCUGGUCCAUUGGUUGUGCACUGCAGCGCUGGUGCUGGCAGGACAGGAUGCUUUAUCGUCAUUGACAUCAUGCUUGACAUGGCAGAAAGGGAAGGUGUUGUAGAUAUCUUUAACUGUGUGAGAGAACUUCGAUUGCGUAGAGUAAAUAUGGUACAAACUGAGGAACAGUAUGUGUUCAUUCAUGAUGCCAUAUUGGAAGCCUGUCUAUGUGGAGAUACUUCUAUAGCCGCUUCUCAGGUCAGAUCUGUGUAUUAUGAAAUGAACAAAGUGGAUCCUCAAACAAACUCCAGCCAAAUCAAAGAAGAAUUCAGGACGUUAAACAUGGUAACACCUACACUUCGAGUUGAAGACUGCAGUAUAGCACUGUUACCCAGAAAUCAUGAGAAGAACCGUUGCAUGGAUGUCCUACCUCCAGACAGAUGCCUUCCCUUUCUCAUAACGAUAGAUGGAGAGAGCAGUAACUACAUCAAUGCAGCACUGAUGGAUAGCUACGUUCAACCUUCUGCUUUCAUAGUUACGCAACAUCCCUUACCGAAUACAGUGAAAGACUUCUGGAGACUUGUCCUUGACUAUCACUGCACAUCAAUAGUAAUGCUAAACGAUGUAGAUCCUGCACAGCUGUGUCCUCAGUACUGGCCAGAAAAUGGAGUACACAGACAUGGUCCAAUCCAAGUGGAAUUUGUGUCUGCUGACCUAGAAGAAGACAUAAUAAGUCGGAUAUUUAGGAUCUACAAUGCUUCAAGGCCUCAGGAUGGGUAUCGAAUGGUGCAGCAGUUCCAGUUUCUUGGUUGGCCAAUGUACAGAGACACUCCAGUCUCUAAACGAUCCUUCCUGAAACUCAUUCGGCAGGUGGACAAAUGGCAGGAAGAAUACAAUGGAGGAGAAGGUCGAACAGUUGUUCACUGCUUAAAUGGAGGUGGUCGCAGUGGUACAUUUUGUGCAAUUAGUAUUGUUUGUGAAAUGUUACAACACCAGAGAGCGGUUGAUGUAUUCCAUGCUGUGAAGACACUGAGGAACAAUAAGCCAAAUAUGGUGGACCUUUUGGAUCAGUACAAAUUCUGUUAUGAAGUGGCUUUGGAAUAUUUAAAUUCCGGAUGACUGAACUAAUGAUAUGAAUAAGGAAAGAAACAAACAAAAAACAAACAGAAAAAAAAUGAAAAACCUCCACCUCCAUCUCUUACCACGGAACAAUGCAAAUUGUUCCUUGAUAUUUGUGUAUAUACAAUGAAGACUUCAGUGUUCUGCUUAUUAUGCUUUCGUAUAAUUGGCUCUUUUAAGAGCUGGAGAAAAGUGUUUUGGAAAAUGCUUGCACUGCCUUUUUAUCCCACUGCGAUGCUGCUCCAUAGACUGUUCUUGAAGUUUAUGGGUACAAUAUCCACAAAUACUAAGCAGCCUGGAAUAAGCAGCAUAAUCAGUUGACAAAUGAAAGAGCACAAUACGUUCUUAUGAAGGAAUUUGUACUCUUCACCAUUGGAUUGCCUUUACUGAUGUCAUUAAUUCGAUUGUGUUGAGUCUUAUUUUAUUUUUAUUUUUUUCUGUGGUUCUGUGGAAAAUGCAGUCCAGCACAAUGACAAAACAAAGCGUAUUAUUUUGGUUAUAUUUGUACCCCAGACGUGUUUAAAAAGAACAACCCAUAGUAUAUAUGUUUAUUGUUUUCUGUUUUUAAAAUGCAUUUUAAUAGGUCAUCCUCUGUUCAAUUUCAAUUACUUUAUUUGUAUCAUUUCAAAGAACUAAAGGAGUAAUUUGCAAAAAAAAAAAAUUUAAAAAAGUAUGGGAUAAAUAAAAAAACCAAACCUAUCCAAAGCUUUUUUUUCAUGGGUUUAUAUUGUAAAUAUACAUUACGGAACAUUAGAUUUAUUUAUUGAAAAUAAACUUUUUGUGAAGACUGAUAAAUGACAAUCAGUAAAUUUCCAUUGUUACUUUUGGAGGAGAAUAUUACAUACACAGGAUUCUGGGCUUGGGUUGCAAUCUGUGCAGUAGAAGAAUAAUAUGUUUGACAUUGUAAACAUUUGUUUACCUUGUACAGAUCCUCAGCUCAAUAAAUAU